UAAUGCCUAAAACAAAGAACUGCCGUUUCCAAACAGAAUGGCUAUACAAUAAAAAGUAUUCUUCUUGGAUAAAAUUUUGUUCUUUAAAUUCAAAGGAAGCAAGAUGUAAUUAGUGUCGAACAGAUAUUAAUAUUUCUAACAUGGGAGUAUCUGCGUUAGAUUCACAUGCAACUAAAAAGAAGCAUGAAAGUACACUUAAUGCAGCUGAUAUAUUUUUUACAGAUUUUACUACAGAAAUAUCUGGUGAUAAAGCAGCUUCCAGUAAUUUUCAAGAACUUUCUCCUCAUUCAAACAAAGUUUUAAAUGACAAAGUUACACAGCUUACUAUAGAGGAUCUUCUAUCUCCAGCUUUGGUUACUAAGGCAGAAAUAAUAUGGACCUCAAAUGUUGUAAUGUCACAUUUUUCUUUAUGAUCAUGCUUAAAUUUAAAUGAAAUAUUCAAAUUUAUGUUUUCUGACAGUAAAAUUGCAUCAAAGUUUGCAUUAGGCAAAACAAAAUGUGGUUACCUCAUUAGUUUUGGUUUGGCGCCAUACUAUCGAGACCAACUUAUAUCUGAAGUCAGAGCAUCGCCAAUCUUUGUUUUGUCAUAUGAUGAGAGUAUAAAUGUAACCUUUAAAAAUGAACAAAUGGACUGUGGAGUUAGAUACUGGGAUUCAAAUUCAGGUGUUGUAAAAGUUAGAUAUAUUGAUUCGAAAUUCCUCAGAUGCCCUAAUGCAUAGAUUUUAUUUGACAAACUCAUUGAAGCAACAGAGAUGUUUGAUCUUGGAAAACUUAUUCAAGUUUCAAUGGAUGGUCCUAAUGUUAAUUGGGAGGUUCUUAAAAUGUUAAAUGAGCAUAGACAGGAAAAACGAUAUUCUGACAUUGUUAAUAUGGGCAGUUGCAGCUUGCAUAUUGUUCAUGGUGCCCUACAGACAGCAAUAAACUCCCAAAAGUGGGAGUUAGAAAAAAUAUUUCGUGCAAUGUAUAAUCUUUUUAUAGAGUCACCAGCUAAAAUAGAUGAAUAUAUUAGAGUUUGUGAAACAGAUCUGCUUGCUUUACCGAAAGUAUGCAUGUUUAAGAAUAAAAAAAAUUUAUUAUAGUUCAUUAUAUCUUUUAUUAUUUAUAUAUAAGUUAAGAGCAUUUCAGCCUUUAAAUUUUUGGAUUUUAUUGUUUUACAGUUUCUGUGCAACUCGCUGGGUAGAAGAUGAAGGUGUGGCUUCUAGAGGCAUUGUUGUAUGGCCAAACAUGGUUAAAAUUAUGAAGUAUUAGGAAUCAUUAUGCAAAAGCAAACGUCCUAAAAAUAAGAGCUAUGAGGUUCUGGUAGAUCAUCAUCUACACAAGUUUGUACCUUUGCGUAUGCAGUUUUUCAAAGAUCUGGCUAAAAAAUUGAAAGGGUUUCUAGUGCUAUUUCAAACAGACAGACCUAUGGUUGCAUUUUUAUCUAAUAGUUUAGAAAGUAUAUUGAAAAGUUUGAUGAAAAUGAUUCUCAAACCAAACAUUUUAAAAGAAGCUGCAACUGCAUAUAGUUUAACAAAGAUUGAAGUAGGUAAAUCCAAUAACCAACUAGAUGCAAACAAAAUUGAUAUCGGAACAGCACUAAAACAGAUGCUAAAUUCUCUUCAUUGUAAACCAGAAGAGAAAUAAGAAUUUAUAAUAGAAUGUAAGCAGAUUAUUGUAGUGUUAUUGCAAAAAUUACAAGAAAGAUCCCCCUUGAAAUAUUCUUUAGUGAGGAAUGCUUCAUCUUUGUCUCCAAGUGAAAUGCUUAAAAACAAGGAAAUAUCCAUUCUUAAAUUCAAGGCUCUUGCUGAAAGAUUAAGUGCAUUAAAAUGGUUAUCAUCUGACAAUGCAGACGAUGCAAAACAACAAUAUGAUGAAUUUGUUAGUGCAGAAUGCGUUCAAUUUAGCGAAAAAUUUGAUUCCUUCAACGAGUUAACUGAUUCUGUUGAUAAAUUUUUUGCUGUUUAUUUGCAUAAAAUUCCAAAGUAUUCAGCACUGUGGAAAGUCUGUGUUAUCGUUUUUGUGUCAUCUCACGGCCAAUGUGCAAUAGAACAAGGGUUCAGUGUUAAUAAACAAUUGUUGGUUGAAAAUCUGAAAGAGAGAUCUCUUAUUUCUCAAAAAAUAGUUUAUGACCACAUUAAUUCUCAUGACAUUGUCAUACAUCAGUAUGAGCUCCCUAGUGAUCUUUUAAAAAGUUGUAAGUUAGCAUACAAUCGUUACAAUAUAGUAUUGAAAGAAAACAAAGAUCAAUUAAAGGUAGAUGAAUUAAGCAGGAAACGCCAAUUGAUUGAUGGAGAUAUUUUAGUAAUGAAAAAACAAAAAGAAAGUGUUGCAAAGUGCAUUGAAAUUCUUAAAUCUGAUGCUGAUAAGUUAAGCAUCGAAGCAGAAGCAAAGAGAGACCUUACUGUUCUUGCAAAAGCAAAUUCUUUUAGAAGCACAAUUUUAGAAAAAGAACAAGCAAUUUAAGACAACUUGAAUUGAAUUAAAAAAACUUGAGCAAUCUAAAAAAAAUAUAAAAUAAAAUAGUUUAUAUCAAAACAUACUUAUGUAUUUAAAUAUAUUUAUAUAUAUUUAGUUAUUUUGUUCUAAGAAAGUAUAUUUUGCUUUUACUAGUUAUUUAAUUGUCAAGAAAAUAAAUCCUUGAAUAAUCCAAAAUUAUUCUUGAAAAUCCUGGAAAUAUCCUGGAAUUUUAAGUUUAUUUUUAACUGGCCACCCUGUUAAUUGACAGUAUGAAUCGUCGUGUUCAAAAAUGCAUAGAAGUCCAAGGACACGUCACCCGAUAUUGAUCAAUAUAUUAUUUUAAAAAUAAGGCUUUACUCUUUAUUUUCUAUUGAACAAUUUUAUUAUUCAUUUAUUAUUUUGAAAAUAAAACUUAAAAGACUUGGUCUCAUUUUUUUUGUCCGGAAGGUAAUAUCUAUGAAUAUACUGUCCCAUAUACCUAAAGGCCAUUCUGAAUGGUUAUUUACAAAAAUCAAAGUUUCAGCAUAUUUUUGAAAACUUUUAAAGCAUGACUGAGUAUGCCAAUAGUUUGGUGGAAGUGAGAGCCAGUCUUUAACUUAUUGCUUAUCAAGCCCAAUCAUGUCAAAAAUCAGGUAAGAAAAAGAACCAAGACAGGCAAAGAUGGUGGUUUUUUACCAUUAUUUGUAUCCAUUUUAUAAAUUUCCUUGAUAUCAACUUUUAGUCAAAGCUAGACAUAUCAAAUGACGGAAUUGCUGAUGCAAUUUUUGCCUUUUCCUCUAAUGCUAACUCAUCAUCUAGCUAAGCUAGAGGUAUCAUGGUUAAAUCCAAAUACCAAAAAUGCUUAUACUGAGACUCUACAGCAUCAGCAGCUAUUGGGUUUGUACAUACAUUCUUGUACAGAUGCAUUUGAUGUAUGGCUGUAAGAUCAACAGAGCUUUAAUGACAUCCUCAGAUUGUAGAUACCAUUUUGCAUAAAAGCAAACAAAUUCUGAUAUAAGCUUAAUUUCAGUUUUCAGCUUAUCAUUUUCUUGAACAAACGCAAGUUGAUUGGAUAGAAGUUGAAGCUUUAGAUAAAAAAUUGCUUUUCCUACAAAUUUUGCAUAAAUAGCACCAGUUUUUUAUACUUUAUAUGUAAAAGAGGAUAAAUAAGUAAUAACUAAUUCUGCAAGCUCACUUCUAUUAUCUCUUAUAAUACCUGGUUUACCGACAUAAACUCUGCAAAAUGUCAAUGAUUAAUUGGCUGCCUUUUUUAAAAAAGAGAUAUCCUUAUUCCAUAAUUAAAAUUAGGUUCUUUAAAAAUGUUUUUUAACUUUUGAAAAGAGGAUUUUUAGGUCCAUUAGUUUUGUCAUUGGUCGCUAGUUUCCUAAAACGAAGCAUUCUUAAUUCAGUUACAUUAUGCCUACAGACUAUUUGGAGAAGAUACUAUCUAGUUCUUUAAAUAUUCUGGAAAUUGAUUCUUUAUUUGUCCCAGUAUUGGAUCAAAACAUAUUCCUCUAGUUUUUGAUGUAAGUUGGUACUCCUUAAUUAAAUUUGUUACAUCUAAGAACUGAUCUUUACCAGUGGAUGAUGCUAAAGGAGAUACUUCAAGUAGGUAAGUUUUUACAUUAAUGUUAACUAAAACAGCCACUCUAUCCCUCUUUAUUUUACUGAUUUUCAUUUUUUUUUUUAUUUCUAAAAAAUAUUAUUUCCUAAUUUUUGCAAAUUGUUUUCAAUUAUAAUAUAUUUAUAGGUGGUUUGCUAGAAAUUAAGUUUCAACUGGCAAAAGAUAUGUGUUUUAUUAGUCUAGACAUGUCAAAAAGAAGUGGUGAAAAUAUAGAUAGUUGGUGUGCCUUACAGGACCACAGUGGUGAAGAUGAAACUCUGAGACAUUUCUUGUUAAAGAUAUAACUUAAUUUGAAAAGAUAAUAUUAACACAUCCAGAAAAAACUAACAUUGUUAGAAUUAAAUCAGAUAUCAUUGAUAAGGUAAUUGUAAAAAUCGGUUCUGCCCUCUGUUGCUAGGUUUAAUUGAUUUUGGAAGUGUCUCCAAAAAUAAGCAUGUAUCAAAGCGAUUACUUCUUUGCAAUAUAAAGGAAUUAUUUAUUGAAUUCAAACUAGAACACCCUUACUAAAUAGUAAGAUUCUCUAAAUUUGCUCAGUUACAGCCAAAAUGGCGUAUUUAUAAUGGUCAAAAAGAAAUCCAUGCUGUUUAUAUAUGUACAAUACAUCAAAACAUAAAGCUUAUGCUUAAUGCAGUUAAACUGAAGAAAAAUAAACUUAUUGAGAACAUUGUUUGUAGCAGAGACUAAAAGCAGAUGGUCCAUAGAUGUAAUCAUUGAAAUAGAUGUAACUCUUUAAUAUAUCUAUUUCUGUUUUAAUAAAAGCAAAAAAAAUGUUUACAAAAGUUUAAUGUUACCACAGUUACCAGACCUUAGUUCUUCCUUUGUUAUAAUUUCCAAAGAAAACUAUAGAUAAAAAACAAUCCCCAUAUUGAUAUUGUUCUAAUUGUUUUUAUAAAAAACAAGUAUCAUGUUCUAAAUCUUUUUCUUAAGAACUAUACUGAUGCUAAUUUUCAGCUUAAUUUCAUGUUUUGUUUAACAGCAACAGUAAAUCAAAAUUUAUAGUAAAAUCAAAAUGUCCAUAAAUUUCUUCAAUCAUUGGAAGGGCUGCUCACAGAAAAGAGUAGCUAGCAAGCUAAAAACGACUCAGCAAUACGUUUCAAAGAUGCUAUUGCAAAGAACAAAUAUCAGAUGUCUAAAACGCAUUGUCAAACCAAAGAUGACAGCCUUACAAGUCAAGUUAGCAAGGCCAAAGUGUGGACGACUUUUCCUCAAAUUUCGUGAUGUCGAUUUUAUUUUGGAUGAUGAAUCGUACUUCACUCUUUCCAACACAACUUUGGCUGGGAAUGACCGAUUUUACUCAGAUGAUAUUCAAAAGACUCCUACUGAUGUGAAGAACAAAAUGAAGGCAAAAUACCAGUCAAAACUACUUGUUUGGGUGGCAGUUUCACCUCGAGGAAUGAGUAGUGUCAAAUUUGACACUACUCAUUCCUCACGGUAAAUAUAUUGAUUGAUUGCCUGGCAAUCAAUAUAUUUACCGUGACGAGUGUAUACGAAAGAGGUUGAUUCCUUUUAUUAACAAAUACUAUAGGGAUGGUAAAUACGUAUUCUGGCCCGAUUUAGCUAGCUCCCACUAUGCAAACUCAGUCCACGCCGACCUCAGAGACAAAAAAGUCAAUUUUGUACAAAAACAAGACAACCCAGCAAACGUCCCGAAAGUCAGGCCAAUUGAGGAUUUUUGGGGAUUUUUGAAGCAGAAAGUGUAUGAGAAGGACUGGCAGGCUAAAACUAUCACUCAACUCAAAGCUAGAGUCAGUCUUUGCCUUCGUAAUUUGGACAAAGACCUUAUACACCGCACCUUCAGCUCGGUACACAAAAGACUCGAUUUUGUCAGAAGGAAUGGAAUCAAAAAACUUUAAAAGACAUUUUUUCUAACACUUAAAAUUGUUGUUUAUAAAAUGCAAAAAACCGUUUUAAAAAAAUUGUAAAAUGACUGAGAUAUCUUGUUUUAAAAGUUGGGCAAAAUUUUAGUUGUGACCCAUUAAAACAACAAAAAUUACUAAAAAUAGCUGAUUUUAAAGUAACAAUAUCUCCAAAACCCAUUUGAUAUCAGUGCUAAAAUUUUGCAAGGUCUAUGUUAUAUAAGUGUCCAUUUUUACAAAAUAUGAAAAAAUCUGAAAUGGUGGGUUACAUGCCUGUCCCACUUUUUUAUAGAAUACCUCCCAAGAGUAUAAAAAGAAAUGUGGUUAAAUGAAGAAGUCCUAUAAAGAAAGCACAUAUAAAUAAAAGAAUUAGAUUCAAACCUAAUUUCACAACAAAUAGAUGAAUCAUUAUGUGAAUAUAUGCCUAGGUUAAGCAAGUUACUAUUAGGUUGUUUGUAAAUUAUUGGAUGAUAGUCAUCAACAUUGAGAUCUAAAGGUAAAACAACAGAGUUUAUUUUAGUUUCACAAUUGAUUUAUGUUAUGUUAUGUAAUUUUAUGCGUAUUUUUACUUUUACACUAGUGUAGAAAUAAAUGCAAUGUUAAUGUAUGUAAAAAAAUAUAAAUUAAUCUUUAUAUUUUUUUGUUGUUUAAUCUUUAUAUUUAAUCUUUAUAUUAUUUAAUCUUUAAUUUUUUUUUUUUUGAAAUUUCUAUCAUUAUGCCUUAGUGUGUAUGUGACAUACAAGAUGUAUGUCUGUGGUGCAAUAAGGUACAUGAAAUAAUAUAGUUAAAGUCUUAUUAAAUAAAGUUUCUAGUAAAAAAGUAAAAUCUGUUUGAUUGAAAUUAAUCUAAUAAAUAGAUAAUUUAAAAUUGAUAAUAAUGAAUAAAGUUUUGGGAGCCCAUCAGUGCAAUCAUCUUAGUUGUGCAUGAGUUUUUUAAAAUAAAGAAAAUAUACAUAUAAAAAAUUGCAUUACAACAAGGUUUGAAAGCUAGCAUGGAAAAGUUUGUUUAACAAUAACUCUGUGAUUUUGUACAGAGUACAAUAACUUUACUUAUUUUAUUGUUUAGAUUAAUAAUGAGUAUAUAAUAAUUGUUAUUAUGAUAAUAAUGAUUGCAAAUUCAAAACAAAAAAUUCUACUGUAAAUUUCAGAUAUUCAAAUUUUGGUUAUAAAACAUUAUUCAUCCAUUAUAAACUUUCAAGCAGGUAUGAAGCUGGAAUUUUCAGGAUUAUGUUUUUAUUUUUUUUCAUAAAAUAUGUGGGUACUCAAAGUUAAAAGCAAGUAUGAGGUUGCUUUCCUGCGGCCAAUAGUUGAUUUGAUAUAAAACAACCUUUGAGUUAAUAAUUUUGGGUUGUUGUUUUUUUUUUGUAACUUUUUCAAUUUUAGGUUGACAUGAAAGAGAAACUGUUAAAAACGAAUUUUUUUUGACUCUUUUUCUAAAAUUAUAA
Molecule: messenger RNA, 7339 nt
Organism: Hydra vulgaris (swiftwater hydra)
Lineage: Eukaryota; Metazoa; Cnidaria; Hydrozoa; Anthoathecata; Hydridae
Source: RefSeq, a predicted model, not a curated record